This is a messenger RNA of Spizellomyces punctatus DAOM BR117, 1466 nucleotides long. RefSeq lists its product as uncharacterized. The transcript is spliced from 3 exons. The record is from RefSeq and is a predicted model, not a curated record. NCBI's taxonomy places the organism in Eukaryota, Fungi, Chytridiomycota, Chytridiomycetes, Spizellomycetales, Spizellomycetaceae. Gene Ontology annotation, molecular function: catalytic activity; pyridoxal phosphate binding; molybdenum ion binding. The coding region runs from base 224 to 1315 and encodes 363 amino acids.
GUCAUGAUAGAAUCCAUCAUCAACAAAAGACGAUUUAACAUUCAUCCCUAAAAUAGCAUCUACAAAUAUCGAAUUAUUCCAUCUUUCGAACGUUUCAUCUUUUUUGAGUCUCGAACGUUUUUGUCUCGCAUGAGUGGCGCAGUCUAUCUGGGACGCUGUGCUGAUAAUUUUGGGCACACUUCCCCCCAACCUGCCAUCUCCAACCACGACAUUUCGUGACCAAAUGGCCAUUACAAUAGAUGCCAUUUACAUUUAUCCCAUCAAAAGCUGUAGAGGAAUAGCUGUCCAGUCAGCUGCUAUCAGUCAAUAUGGCUUGGAACUUGAUCGCUUUUGGGUUCUAUCAGACUUGGAGGGUAAUCAAGUAACUCAAAGAAAACAUCCCCGCCUGGCUCUCGUAUCCCCUCGCAUCAAGUUAAACACUUUAUCAGAACAACAUGAUAUCCCCGUCAACGCUUACCAUCUUGGUGGUCAGUUGAUUGUAUCAGCACCAGGCAUGGAAAAGGACCUUGUUAUCGAGUUCAAGAAUCAAAGUUGUGCAUCAAUGCGGCGACAGGUUCAAGUGUGGGCAAGUUUGGUGGACGGGUUGGAUGAAGGGGACGAAGCCGCCGAGUGGUUUUCCAAGUAUUUGGAAAUGGAUGUUAGGUUGUUGGUCAAGGACGUCUCAUGCAUCCGAUCAUUGGACAAACGACAUGUCCCUGCACGCAAACUCUUUAGCCACGAACCACAAACAGCCUUUUCAGACGGAUUCCCCUUCCUCAUCACGAAUACCGCUUCGUUAGCCGAUCUUAACACACGCCUCGCUACCAAAGACAUUUCCCCAGUCUCCAUGGAGAACUUUCGUCCCAACAUUGUCAUCACAUCACCUUCCCUCGCCCCGUACACUGAAGAAACCUUUGUCAAACUUUCCGUUAAUGGAGCAAACAUGCUUUAUAUUGCGUCCCGGUGUACCCGGUGCACUCUCCCAAACAACAAUCCCGUAACCGGUAUCCCCCACGUUCGUGAACCACUAGCGACACUCAUGCAGUACAGAAGGAGUGAUCCUGGAGCACAAUUCAAAGCAUGUUUUGGUAUGAAUGCCAUUCAAGCGACAACAGGGUGGACUCUACGGACGGGUGAUGUUGUGACGGUGGUUGAACAGGGUGUACAUGACCAACGAGGUGUAUGGUUAGGAAACGAGACCAUCUCCCUUGUUGGCAAAGAAGAGUGCAAGCAAUUGGUGCGAGCUGAUGAUCGGUGGUGGAGAUUUUAUAAUGCAUUGAUGUCGUGGUGGACCUUGUCGAUUGCCCCUGUAAUUUGGAGCUGGUGGCCCUUGUGAUGCAGCAUGUAAGAGGCAAUAUAGAUGUAGAUGUUGUGAUGGUAGAAAUAUAUCACAUUGACAGAAACGCUGUGAACGUAAAUAAAUGAGUUCUGAGAAGGUGAUGUACAAGUGUACUAGACAGCUUAUUUCUUGGAAGUCUAGUACAGAC